UUUGUGAAUUUACUUGCGUGGUGGGAAUUUGUGAACCAUUUAUUUAUUCAUUUAUUUUUAUUGAGUUUCUCUGCUGGUUGGAUUGUGAAAAGUGUAGUGCGUGUGGUUCUACAAGUGCCGUUUUGAGUUGUAUUUGAUUAUUGCAUUUCUUUCCUAGUGUCUGUUGCAAUGCGGAUCUGUUACGAUUUUCACCAUAUUCUAUCUUCAGUGAAAUUACUUUUGUGCGAGAUACAGUGCCUAGUUUUAUGGUGUUAUGUGUGUGCUAUUUCUUCAAUGUAUUCUUACGACGUGAAUUAUGCUGAAGCGAUUUUUUUUUAAAUGACUUAUGACUUACACAUUGGAUUACUAGUGUUUCAUGAUGUGGUUUGUAUGGUCCUGCUUCAGAACCAUGGCGACCCUUCACUUCCCUCAGGCUCGAGUGUUUGCAAUGAUCCUCAUGUGUCUGGCUCCCUCUCUCGCCGCCUUCGGGGAACAGAAGUCCUCUGACGGGCCUGCAGGAUGCGCGCCCUUGCUAGCAGCGACUCGUGAUGCCAGGGCGGCCCACAAGGAACUCUCCAGCCUCCUUCAGGUUACCACGAAGGACUCCUCCGUCGACGCCAAGAAGCUGAACAGGACCUUGUUCUUCGCGAGCAAGCGGUGGGUCGGCAGACUGAGGGUGCAGAUCCGGCGCGCCCUUCGAGAGUGCAGUCUUCCCGAGGGUCUCCUGACGGCCUACCUACGAGGAGGAGGGGCGGGAGAGGAGGAGGAGGAAGGGAGAGGAGAGAGAAGAGAGAAUGAAGUGGGAAUAGGAAGCGGGGGAGAAUGGAAGCUCCAGGUUCUCUCACAGAACCCCGAUAAGGCACACAAGCGAGAGACUGACCCCGAGGAGAGGGCAUUAGAGCGGGAGAGGGGGAGGGAUGCAGCGUCAGAGGCCCGGAGAGAGAUGUUGACGAUGGCUUCCAACUACAGAGGUCGUGGCGUUUCGGAGAGAUCGCUGGCGAAGCUCUUGGCGAAAAUUCUGGCACUCGAGACGACGCUGGAGGAACAACUUGGAGGAGGAGAUAGUCGAGAACCUGCCUUCGAGGACGACCCGCGGCCACGACUCGAAAUAGACGAAGUGGAGUUCCUUCACGAAGUUCCCAGGACCUUCCUAAGUCUGGCUCUCGGGUCCUCCCUUAUACAGCAUCAGUGGAAGAAGUUUCAUACCAAGUACGUGUUAGUGAGAAGAUCUGAAUCCCUUUAUUUAGGUGUGUGA
Molecule: messenger RNA, 1234 nt
Organism: Penaeus indicus
Lineage: Eukaryota; Metazoa; Arthropoda; Malacostraca; Decapoda; Penaeidae
Exons: 4
Coding region: 356-1234 (292 amino acids)
Source: RefSeq, a predicted model, not a curated record